This is a messenger RNA of Salmo salar (Atlantic salmon), 4227 nucleotides long. It is a transcript of the gene xk, whose product is annotated as X-linked Kx blood group antigen, Kell and VPS13A binding protein. Lineage: Eukaryota; Metazoa; Chordata; Actinopteri; Salmoniformes; Salmonidae. Gene Ontology annotation, cellular component: membrane. The record is from RefSeq and is a predicted model, not a curated record.
CACAGCAAGCGCUCGACAGGAGAGCAUCUCCCUCUCGGAGUCGGCUCUCGGUUAAUGCACGAUGGUAGGGAGGAGCGGCCCGCCUUCCCCGAUGGCUGAGUGAGUGAGGAUGCGACUCCCCAGCUCCAUAUUUGUGUCGGUGUCUCUGUUCACGGCUGAGACCACGGCAGCCCUCUACCUCAGCUCCACAUACCGCUCCGACGGCGACCAGAUCUGGCAAGGGCUCACCCUCCUCUUCACCCUAGUAACGUCGGUGCUCGUGCAGCUGACGCUCACCUUCAUUCACCGGGACCUUAGCAGGGACCGACCGCUUGUUCUGCUACUUCACAUUCUACAGCUCGGACCCAUCGUGAGGUGUCUGGAGGCGUUCUGUAUCUACGGCAGUGUGGGGCGGGUAGAGGAGCCGUAUGUCAGCAUCACGCGGAAGCGCCAGAUGCCCAGGGGGGGCCAGUCUGAGGAGGUGGAGAGACAGGUGGGGCAGGCAGAGGGCAAGCUGUUCACCCACCGUGCCGCCUUUGCCCGCACCUCUGUCAUCCAGGCCUUCCUGGGCUCCGCCCCCCAGCUCACCCUGCAGCUCUACAUCUGUGUCCUGCAGCAGGGGGUGUCCAUCGGCAGAGGCACCCUCAUGGUGAUCUCCCUGCUGUCCAUCGUAUAUGGUGCCCUGCGUUGCAACAUCCUGGCCAUCAAGAUCAAGUAUGACGACUACGAGGUGGACGUGCGUCCCGCCGCCUACCUCUGCAUAUUCCUGUGGCGCAGCUUCGAGAUCGCCACGCGCGUCACCGUCCUGGUCCUCUUCAGCUCCGUACUGCAGCUCUGGAUCCUUCCUGUGGUUCUGCUCAACUUCUUCCUCUUCUUCCUCUACCCGUGGGUGCUGUUUUGGCAGAGCCACUCGCCCUUCCCGGAGAACAUCGAGAAGACCCUAACACGGGUGGGCACCACCAUCGUCCUCUGUCUCCUCACGUUCCUCUACGCAGGCAUCAACAUGUUCUGCUGGUCGGCGGUGCAGCUGAAGCUCAACGAUCCAGACCUGAUCAACAAGUCUCAGAACUGGUACCGCAUGGCCGUGUACUACAUGCUGAGGUUCGUGGAGAACGCCUCUCUGCUUCUGCUGUGGUACAUCUACAAGACAGACUUCUAUAGGUUCAUCUGUGCUCCGUUGUUAGUGCUGCAGCUGCUGGUGGCCUACGCUAUGGCCAUCUUCUUCAUGCUGGUGUUCUAUCAGUUCUGCCACCCGUGUAGGAAGCUCUUCUCCUCCAAUAUGACCCAAGGCCUGUGGGACUGCUCCGCCCUGCUCUGUCUAGUCUGCUACGCUCCUGACAGGGACGCCAUCAGGCCAAUAGAGAAGGCUGGUCUGGACCCUCUGACCCCCGAUCCCACCCCCCACACGGAGACAGCCAAUGACACGUCAUAUGAUGUGGUCAAUGACACGGCAUACACCAUGCCCAAUGACACAAUGACCUAUGACAUGCCCAAUGACACGACUCAUGAAGUGUUGAGCGAGAUGAACGGUGACGUAAGCCACAGUCUGUCCAGCAACACUUAAGGAGCCGUGAUUGAUUGUGUGUAGGGUAGGGCUGCACGAUAUGGGCAAAAACUCGAAUUGCGAUUUUUGGACCGAACAUUGUGAUUGUGAUUUGACUUGCGAUAUAGAUACAAAACCCUUGGCUGAACUGUUGGAAUCAUUGAAAUAGAAUGACUUAUAUUAAGAAACAAAGUGGAAAGUAGCGUUGGCCUUGUUUGGAACUGUUGACUGCGUUUGACCUAACAGAACAGCAUGCAAAUGUAUAGUGAAUCUAACAGCAAGGAGGAGGAACUGCACUGCUUGAUUGACCAGGGCUGGAGCUUGGUGUGUGUGUGGGAAGCAGUCGCAAUAGAAGAGGGAGAGAGACGACAGAGUCAACUAUAAAAAUGGACGAUACACACAGCUUAGUGCCGUUUCAAAAUAUUGCAUGCGAUAUGGAUCUCUUGCGAUAUGGCUUUUGCAAAUGACAAUAUUGUGAUUUGAUGUGAAUUCUAUUAAUUCUGCAGCCCUAGUAUAGGGUCAGGAGUAUUCCUAAACUUGUGACUGAACCAGGUAGAGGCUUUCCUGUUCAGGUCAUGUGGUCUGGAAAUCCUCCUGGUCCUAGUUAUGUGCCAUUCAGAGGAAGGUGGAUACACAGAGCAACAUUUGCUGUACUGUCUCAUUCUGUAAUCCUUUAAGUGCCAUAUGAACCCCUCUGCCCUGUCAGUUAAGUUUACACUGAACUAGGGUUGCAAAAUUCCGGUAACUUUUCAAAUAUUCCUUGGUGUUCCAGGAAUCCUGGUUGGAGGAUUCCCCUAUUUCCGGUUUAUUCCCUCGUAAUUCCAGGAAUCUUCCAACUAGUAUUUCUGGAAAACCUGGAAUUUUGGGAAAGUUACUGGAAUUUUGCAACCCUACUCUGAACCGUAAUCUGAACUAUACUCUGAACCAUACUCUGAACCGUAAUCAGAUCUAUACACUUAACCAUACACCAAACCAUAAUCUGAACCGUAAUCUGAACCAUACACUGAACCAUACUCUGAACCGUAAUCUGAACCAUACUCUGAACCGUAAUCUGAACCAUAUACUGAACCAUACACUGAACCAUAAUCUGAACCGUAAUCUGAACUAUACACUGAACCAUACUCUGAACCGUAAUCUGAACUAUACACUGAACCAUACACUGAACCAUACACUGAACCAUACUCUAAACCAUACACUGAAACAUACUCUGAACCAUACACUGAACCAUAACCAUAAUCUGAACCAUACUCUGAACCAUACACUGAACCGUAAUCUGAACCGUACUCUGAAUCGUAAUCUGAACCAUACUCUGAACCAUACACUGAACCAUACACUGAACCAUACUCUGAACCAUACUCUAAACCAUACACUGAACCAUAAUCUGAACCAUACACUGAACCCUACGAUCUUAACCCCAUACCCAUAACCUUAUUCUACUGUGUGUCUCUAACCAAAUAACUUGAAUGCUAUCAUUCUGUUUAACCCUUAACCCCCGUUCUGUUACCAAACCCCCAAACUGUAACCCCUUACUCCCCUAACCAAUGCUGCGACGGCAGUAUCCCCUUGCCAUGGAGAGAGACUACAGUUGAACAUUGCUGUGUUGACAGCUUCACUGUUAGUGUAUAAUGGAAGAACAGGCAAUGUAUGAUAUUGUCCACCAGCCGGCUCUCUCUGAAUUUAGCCAGGGGAUGAGGUUAGGCAAUGUACAGUGAUGCUGACGAAGUAGUUCUUGUGAGAAUGUCCUCACGCAGUCCGUGAUGUUUAUUCUACCUAAGCCAGUAUUACCGACCAACUACAGACAAAUCAUUGGAUGUAGGGAUUCUUCAGCAACGAACUCAACUACUGACAUAGUAUCAGUGUUUAACAGACUUUCGUACAACCAGAAUGUAACUUGUCUGCAGCCUUUUCUAUGGAAGUCAAGUCCUGGCGAUAUGGACAGAAUGCUACACAGACAGAUUCAAGUGGUCCGAAGUGAGUCUGCCACAAUAGCUUUUCUAAUGAGGUUUCUUCAUUUGGUUACGCAUUUCAUAGAACUAAAUACUUGUCUAUACAGUCACUCACAUUAAUCAAUCAAUCAAAUAUAUUUAUAAAGCCCUUUUUACAUCAGCAGAUGUACAGAAACCCAGCCUAAAACCCCAAACAGCAAGCAAUGCAGAUGUAGAAGUACGGUGGCUAGGGAAAAACUCCCUAGAAAGGCAGGAACCUAGGAAGAAACCUAGAGAGGAACCAGGCUCUGAGGGGUGGCCAGUCCUCUUCCAAAGGACUUAUACAUUGCAUUACUACAUUACUCAUCAAAACUUACCAAGUAUUUGGGAAUUAGUGUAUAUACAGUGUUUCACAUUGGCAUGGGGGUGUGCAUGUACUGAACUGGACCCAUCACAUACAAAUUUGAAAGCUUUGUGUGGUGUAAUGUAAAUAUUAGGUUGGGUUUACAGUUUUUUUCCUUUGUACACUCUACUCUUACGGCUGUGACCAAUGCUGCUUUUAUACUUCCUUGAAAAAGAGCUUAAUCAUUGAUGUGCACGCUGCUUCUGUGGUGUUUCUAAGUGCUUGUGACAUGGGUGACAGUGAUUUCUAAGCCAGCACUAGAGUACAUGUAAAGAGACCCAUCUCUCAUCAAACAGACAAACACAUAACUGUAUUUCAGACAGGAAACACCACGUGUUUGUUUAACCAUUUAUUAUAAAAGAUUACAAUACAUGCAA